This is a messenger RNA of Impatiens glandulifera, 357 nucleotides long. RefSeq names its product receptor-like protein Cf-9. The record is from RefSeq and is a predicted model, not a curated record. Lineage: Eukaryota; Viridiplantae; Streptophyta; Magnoliopsida; Ericales; Balsaminaceae. The transcript has a single exon. The coding region runs from base 1 to 357 and encodes 118 amino acids.
AUGUGGCUGCUACUUCUCAUCAUCAUUCCAGUGCAAUUUCAUCAGGUUCUCUCCUCCUCAUCAUCAUCAUCUUUUUCUAUUCCUAAUAAAUUGUGUCCUCAUGAACAUCGCCUUAUCUUGAUCCAAUUCAAGCAAAUGUUUGUAAUUGAUCAUAACUCUACUUAUGAAAGCUGUCGUGCAUAUGAUGUACCAUCUUAUCCAAAGACAGUGUCUUGGAAUGAGAGCAGCACAAAUUGCUGCUCAUGGGAUGGAGUGACAUGCGAUGAUCUUACCGGCGAUGUCAUCGGCAUUGAUCUCAGUUGUAGCCAGCUUUCUGGAACCUUCCAUCCAAACACCACUCUCUUCCAGCUUCCCUGA